Messenger RNA from Oppiella nova, 993 nucleotides. NCBI's taxonomy places the organism in Eukaryota, Metazoa, Arthropoda, Arachnida, Sarcoptiformes, Oppiidae. The record is from the annotation of a GenBank genome assembly.
AUGAGUGACACAUUAGACACGACCGCAAAGACAGACAAAGACACUGAUUGUGAGCACAAAGUGGUGUUCAAGAAGAAGACACGUCCAGCACAACGACGAAGACAUGUCAGUGACGACGACGAGGAGGACGUGGCAUCAGAAGACCAAACAGACGUCUGGAACCGAUUGACUCAAUUGAAGGAAACACAACACCUGAGGAAGAGAUCCAAUAAAGGCAUCGAUAUCUUAGAGUUGACUCAAAACCCAAUUAAUAGUAAUAACAAUAAUUCGGUGAAGAAUGAGACCAAAGGAGGACUCAAUUCGGACGCAAAGACGUUAACCAAUGAACUCGAUUUGGGAAACACUUUCUCCGUUGAGACUAAUCGUAGGGACGAAGACACGGAUCUAAUGAAGUAUAUCGAGGAAGAGCUCUCCCGAAGGAAAGGAACACAAGUGUCGAGCGCUUCCACGGCUGACAAUAAGAGCUCUUUGGCAGUGAAUUCAGCGAAUGAUAUGAACGUAUUGUUUGAUGUAUUGCCCGAACAUCUGAUCCAAACGAAUGCCAAAAAGAGUGAAGAAAUGCUUUCCAAUCAAAUGCUGAACGGAAUCCCAGAAAUAGAGUUAGGAUUGGAAGAGAAGAUCCGAAACAUUGAGGCGACAGAAGAGGCGAAGAGUAAACUGUUGAGGAAUAGGAGCGGCAGAAGUGGAGGCAAUGUCUCGUCGUUUGUUCCCAACAAUAUCGCCGUUUGCUUUGCUCAGCACAACAGGUAUAACAUACCCGAAGACAUGCCGCGACUCAACCCCACUAUCACUGCUAAACGGGUCCGCACUGACACUCAGCCCACAACCACUUACGUCGAGGAACCGGUGGUUGUCAUCGGAGACGAACCCAAACAGAUGGUUAGAUUGCAGAACAAGGGUUGGGAUCAAAACCACAAUAAGUUCUAUGGAAAGGAUAAGGCGACCGAUGACUACAUCUUCGAGAAGUUUAAAAAACAAUUCCGAAAAUUCUGA